Messenger RNA from Trichoplusia ni (cabbage looper), 1558 nucleotides. Its product is annotated as trypsin-7-like. Gene Ontology annotation, biological process: proteolysis. Gene Ontology annotation, molecular function: serine-type endopeptidase activity. Bases 706 to 1182 code for a protein of 158 amino acids. The record is from RefSeq and is a predicted model, not a curated record. NCBI's taxonomy places the organism in Eukaryota, Metazoa, Arthropoda, Insecta, Lepidoptera, Noctuidae. The transcript is spliced from 4 exons.
UCAAUUAAAUUAUAAUUGGAAUUCUAAUUGAUUAUAUUUGGUUGGGUGUGUAAUGCGUUUCUUAGUUUUAGUUUUUUUAAUUAAUUUUAAUAUAGCGUACGGGUGAGUAACAGUAGUUUUAAUGGAAUUUUCAUAAUCUAUUUCAUUGAUGAGCUCGCGUGUUCUUUCGAUAUGGUUGAUUUGAGGAAAUGAGCUAAUUUAAACGUGAAAUUUAUUAGUGUUUUCCAAUUAUUGAAAUGGGUUAAAUGAUAUUGUCUUGUCAAGACUUUGGAAAAUAUAAGUGAAAUGAUAACAUAUGGGAUGUGAUUUGGGUGAUGAUUGAGUAUUAAGUAUAUCACAAGAUAUGCCUUGAAGAGAACAUGACACUUAGUCAGAAUGGGUUGCGGAAUCAGAGUGCUGUUAAAGCAAUUUUGGGAAGAAAUUGCAGAAACUCAAAAACUACAAUAAAAUAAUGAAUUUAGACUUUGUUGAACAAUUGAGUUUUUUAGUUUUUUUUAUAUUUGAUGGCAUGAUUGUAUUUCUUUGACCAGAAUAUUAGGCGGCUAUGACAUCAGAAUUCGCCAUGCACCCUACCAGGUGAACUAUGGGGAUGUUUGUGGUGGAGCUCUCAUACACAAGAAAUGGGCACUUACUUCAGCGCACUGUGGCUCAGACCACAACUUCAUCAGGAUCGGAAGCAGUUAUCGACUGAAAGGCCCAAAAGUGAUGAUCCUGUCACACUCAAUCCAUCCAAUGUUUGGUCAUGAACAUAAGUUUGACUACGACGUUCAGUUAUUGAAGUUAUUCAGAGGUCUUUACAUUAGUAAGCUGGUGUCUCCCAUCAUCAUCAGUGGGGGAGAAUGUGGUGAAAACAUUUAUGUGUCUGGAUGGGGAUAUCCUCAGGAGAAGGGCGAAUAUCAAGAUACCCUUCAGCAGGCGAGGAUGGGAAUAGUCUCCAUGGAAGAAUGCCAGGAAGUUGAACAGUCCUGGUACAACCAUACUCUUACAAGCAGGAUGUUCUGUGCUGGUGGAUGGAGUCAGGAUGCGUGUCAGGGUGACAGUGGUGGUGCAGCAGUUUCCUUCGGCCGGCUCGUCGGCCUCUCGUCCUUCGGCUUUGGCUGUGGCCGAAAAUUACCCGGCGUCUACGCUAAUGUGUCAGAGAAAAAUAUUAGGGAAUGGAUACGGUAUUAUACUGGUAUUUAAAUGUAUAGAUGUGGUUUAAUUUAAUGACAAUUGUGAUGACUAUCGGUGUACCAGUUUCUCUAUUUCUUGUUUAUAGUACGGGGAGACAGUUUUUGAAAUAACGAUGCAAAAAUAGUAUCAAAAAUGAUUCAGACGUUUAAUAGUGCAGCGGUAUCAACCAUCAAUUCACAAACCAGCAUUUCUUUAUAUGUUAAGAUUUACGUUUAUUAUGCCUAAGUUGAACGCAACGUAUAAAAGUAGGCUAUUGUAAGGGAUCUGUACUAAAAGGGUAAAAUCUCUUCAUCUGUCUGUCAGUCCGUAAGACACCAGGCUGUAUCUCAUGAAUCGUGGUAACAAGACGGUAGAAAUGGUCACCGAUGAUGUGUUUAUACUACGG